Penicillium robsamsonii is the source of this 243-nucleotide messenger RNA. RefSeq lists its product as uncharacterized. Lineage: Eukaryota; Fungi; Ascomycota; Eurotiomycetes; Eurotiales; Aspergillaceae. The record is from RefSeq and is a predicted model, not a curated record. Bases 1 to 243 code for a protein of 80 amino acids. The transcript has 2 exons.
AUGGCUUGGAUUAAAGAAGUCAGUUCCCACUGCGUACGCGAAACCCCCUUCCUAAACCAAAUUCCCAUUGGUCCCAAAGAUGGAGACAAAGAGACACGCCUCAAGCGCUGCAAGUCCGAGGUUGGUCCCGCAAACCCCAGCGGGGGCGCUUCUAAGGACGCACCUAAGCUUAAGAAUGGGGUCUUCCUUUCAACAGCGCCUGGUAUAGCUCGCCCCUUGAUGGCCCGACAGUGUACCGCAUGA